UGUCAUUUUUUACAGUUGUUGCCUGUGCACUAAGUCAAAAUGAAAUAGUGAGAGACUGGGAGUGGCUUAAAAACAACCUUCUAAAAACUUUAGAAUCAUUUGAUACGGAAGAUGAAGCAACAGACUAUGUUCGCUGUAAAAUAGAAAGCCUUCUUGCUCAUAGCAACUCUGAGAACCUUCAGCCUCUUGAUGAUGAUAGCUUCCAAUUCAAAACCUCUGCUACAAAAUUUGCUAAAGUUUUUGGAAUGCCAGAAGAGGAGAAACUUGUGAAUUAUUAUUCUUGCAGUUACUGGAAGAGUCGUGUACCUCGCCAAGGUUGGCUGUAUUUAAGCGUCAACUAUUUAUGUUUUUACUCUUACUUAUUUGGAAAAGAAACCAAACUUAUCAUCCGUUGGGUUGAUGUUGUCCAUUUGGAGAGAAGUAACACUGUGUUCUUUCCUGAGAGUAUCUGGGUGGCAACGAGAGAAAAAGAGUUGUUUAAGUCUAGAUGGUGUCAAAGGUAUGCAAAUUAUUGUGUAGUUAUACAAGUCUUGAUCAAACUUCGACUUUUACUCCUGAAGAUGGUGAUGUUGAUAUGUGAAGAAACUUUUCAAGCAGACAAAGACUUGGCCCAAAAGUCCAGUAGAAAUGUGCCAAAGAAGCCAUCUUAUUUAAAAAGAGAUUUAGAUGCUCGAGCCCAUAGUGAAGCUUACAGAAUGACUUUUAGGUUGCCAAGAGAUGAAAAACUUGAUGGGAGCACCGAAUGCACUCUUUGGACUCCAUACAACAAACAACAUGUUUGGGGAAGGCUAUUUAUCUCUUGUAAUUAUAUCUGCUUUGAAAGUCGAGUUAAAAAUUUGGUGUAUGUAAUCAUUCCUUUGAGAGACAUUGCCCUGGUGGAGAAAGUUGAUAGCAAUUCAUCAACCAAUGUUCUACAGGAUGCAUUAAUUCUCACUACCAACUCAAAAGUAAAUUUUCUGUUUGCACAGUUACCAGAUAGAGAUUUUUUACUAGAAAAAAUUUCAGAGCUCCUGGCUAAAGUACCAGUGAAUAACAGACCAGCAACUAACCUCAAGGAAACAGGCACUGAUGACCUCGGUGAAGAUAACAGUUCAUACAUCUCGUGGGAGCCUCAGCCAGCACUGUCUACGUUGUUUCAUGUUGAAAUCUCCAGCCACAUUGAAGCUCAGGAAGCUAACAAGCUUCAGCUAUGGAACAUUCAUUUUGCUGAAUAUGGAAGAGGGCUCUGUUCCUACAAUAAUUCCAGAGCUCAAGAGUUGGUCCUCAAAGGGAUACCUGACAAGCUCCGCGGAGAAUUGUGGAUGCUUUACUCUGGAGCCAUCAAUGAG
Molecule: messenger RNA, 1328 nt
Organism: Limulus polyphemus (Atlantic horseshoe crab)
Lineage: Eukaryota; Metazoa; Arthropoda; Merostomata; Xiphosura; Limulidae
Product: TBC1 domain family member 9-like
Exons: 12
Source: RefSeq, a predicted model, not a curated record